GAAGGCUGUCCAGUGCGCUGCCUCGUCCCGCUUCCGGCGGGUCUUCGUUCCGCUUCCGGUCCGACGCUGGCGUCAUUGCUAAGGGUCACAUUGAGCGUCCAGGGGCUUCAGGAGCAUCUUUAGGAGUCAGCACUAUGGCAGAGGACAUCAAGACCAAAAUCAAGAACUACCAGACUGCUCCUUUUGACAGCCGCUUCCCCAACCAGAACCAGACAAGGAACUGCUGGCAGAACUACCUGGACUUCCACCGCUGUGAGAAGGCAAUGACUGCUAAAGGGGGUGACGUCUCCAUGUGUGAAUGGUACCGGCGUGUGUACAAGUCCCUCUGCCCCAUAUCCUGGGUGUCAGCCUGGGACGACCGCCGGGCAGAAGGCACAUUUCCUGGGAAGAUCUGAACUGGCUCCACCCCACCUUCUCUGUCCUCCGCCCUUCUCCCCAGGGUGGUGAAGGGGGACCUGGGUACAUAGUGAUCCCCACCCUGGGGUCCUGAAUCAUGGCUUAACUAAUAAUAAAUACUCGUUGGAAGAGUGUAAGGCUGUGUAUGUGUAAAAGAGCUGGAUGAUGGGGCCAGAAGCUGGGGCGGAAUUAGUACCUUGACCAGUAAGAGAGACUGAAUUCAGGGUAGUUUUUUUUUUCUUUUUUUAAAUUUUUCUUUUAAUAAACUUUGACCACCUCUUC
Delphinapterus leucas (beluga whale) is the source of this 678-nucleotide messenger RNA. It is a transcript of the gene COX6B1, whose product is annotated as cytochrome c oxidase subunit 6B1. NCBI's taxonomy places the organism in Eukaryota, Metazoa, Chordata, Mammalia, Artiodactyla, Monodontidae. Gene Ontology annotation, cellular component: respiratory chain complex IV; mitochondrion. The record is from RefSeq and is a predicted model, not a curated record.